This is a messenger RNA of Parathielavia appendiculata, 854 nucleotides long. RefSeq lists its product as uncharacterized. The coding region runs from base 124 to 582 and encodes 152 amino acids. The record is from RefSeq and is a predicted model, not a curated record. The transcript has a single exon. Lineage: Eukaryota; Fungi; Ascomycota; Sordariomycetes; Sordariales; Chaetomiaceae.
GCUUGUACUGCACUGAACCUCUGUUGCCAGAGUCUGGUGUUUCUAUUGCUUUCACUAUUACUGGGACAUUUUUUGCCAGAUGUGUUCUGUAUUCGAACCCAUAUUUGCUCCCACUCUUCUGGCAUGUUUAUUGCCAUGUCCGUUUCCGGAGCAAUUCCACGGCUUUCGUCAAUUGCCCUGAGCUGUCUUUGUCCCAGAAGCCCGCGGGCUCUCUUUGUGGGAACCUCAGAGGCCGUAGUUCUUAAAGGCCAUCUCGCCCGAGCGCCUCUCCCCCUCCGAGACUCGAUCCACUUGACAUACUAUCCGUCAGCGUACUGCAGCAAGCAUGGCCUCUCCUCCCACCUCUGCUCCCACCUCUGCUGUCUAUACGAUGCCUCCGCUGCCAAACAAGCGAGACCAAAAACCAGUCGGUGCGGAUCUCAUCGUCACCUACCACUCCGACUUGGCUCAGUGCGCAGUCCUCCCAACCGGCUCGCGGUAUACGGCUGCGAGAGGGUUCAAACCGGCACCUUCCUACCCUUCACCCAACCCGCCUUCAUUCACGACCUCUAUUCGCGCCUGCUCAGCCCUAGAGAUGAUUAGAGCUCAGGCCUUCCUUUCAUACUCUCCAUGUUCAACGCCGAAGCAAGGACGGCGACUCUGGAGGAAGACUGAGAGGGGAAGUGGUCCAGCAUCGUCGCCCGACUCCUGCCAAACAAGCUGACCUUUCAAGGAGUUGCUUUGGACGGAUGGGAGUCAGAGGAUACCCAGUUCGUGCAGGUUUCACAGGCACUGCCGCGCGAUGACGGCUUGACACCGUACGUGAUCCCACUUGGUCCUCGUGCUGGUCUCGGAUGCUUAUACGCCCAAGUAUU